AUUACAAAACCAACUGUACACUUGUCAUUUUCUUGUCAAACUUGGUCCGUAGUGCGAAAGCCAUCUCGCCACGCAUUUCGGCAAAUAAUUUAUACGAAAUGGCAGAAUCAGCGACGGAGAACCUUAUAAACAUUGAAGAAGCAGUUAAGGAAACCGUAAAAAAUGUUACAGACAAGCCACCGACAAGUAUUGAAGGUAUUGCGAUUGCAUACCUGAGUUUAGUGAUUAUGGCUGUAUUACCGAUAUUCUUCGGAGCUUUUCGAUCAGUAAAAUACCUGAAAGAGCAAAAGGAAUCUGGCGAGCGACAUGAGACAAUGUCGAAUAAGGAUGCGCUGAUGUUCCCGCUGAUCGCGUCAGCGGCGCUGUUUGGGUUGUACAUCUUCUUCCAGUUCUUCUCCAAGGAGUACAUCAACCUUCUGCUCACUGGAUACUUCUUCUUCCUAGGAGUUCUUGCCUUGAGCCAUCUUCUUAGCCCGAUAAUCUCGUUCAUGGUGCCGGCGUGUAUCCCGAACGUGUCGUACCACAUCCACUUCACGCGCGGCGAGGACGACACGCGCUCCGACAUCGUCAACUACAAGUUCACUUCCUACGACAUCAUCUGUAUAUUCAUCUCACUCGCCAUGGGCGGCUGGUACAUACUUAAGAAGCACUGGAUCGCCAACAACCUGUUCGGCAUCGCGUUCGCUGUGAACGGCGUGGAACUGCUUCACUUGAACAACGUGGUCACCGGCUGCAUCCUGCUGUGCGGACUGUUCAUCUACGACAUCUUCUGGGUCUUCGGCACCAACGUCAUGGUCACCGUCGCCAAAUCCUUCGAAGCUCCCAUCAAACUGGUGUUCCCACAAGACUUGCUGGUGAAUGGCCUGGACGCGAGCAACUUCGCGAUGUUGGGUCUGGGCGACAUCGUGGUGCCCGGCAUCUUCAUCGCGCUGCUGCUGCGCUUCGACAAGAGCCUCAAGCGAAACAGCGAGUUCUACUUCAGGGCGACGUUCACGGCGUACGUGGUGGGCCUGCUGGCGACGAUCCUGGUGAUGCACGUGUUCAAGCACGCCCAGCCCGCGCUGCUGUACCUGGUCCCCGCCUGCCUCGCCACGCCGCUCUGUCUCGCGCUACUGCGCGGCGACAUCAACGCUCUCUUCAACUACGAAGAUCAACCGGCGAUAAUACCGGCCGGUGAGGACACGAGCAAGUCAAAAAAGACUGAAUAGACACUGAGUAUGCCACGUCCAGAGCACAAACAACAAGCACACCGGUACCGUUUAAGUACAUUCAUAUUUAUCACGCGACAAUGGCGGGCCAUGGCGUGACGUCACCCCCCAAUCGUGACCAGGUUUGACGACAGGACCCUUUACAGACCACGCGGUACCCGUGUUGAUAUCUUCUAUUUUAAGUUAUUGUCCAAUCUCUAAAGUUAACCAUGUCAUUUAUUAACAAUCUUUAUUUCCUAAUAUUAUGUUUGUAAUCGUUACAAAAACGCUUUCAAUCCAUUGGUAACUUAUCAAUGUACACGCACCGCGGUCUAUAAACGGUCCUGCAUCCGUGAAGUCCUAUCAAUGUACGUAAAUGUUGCUAUUGUAAAAAAUAAAUAAAUGAAAGGGUAAUUUAAUUAGACUUCCGUCGUAUCUUCCAUUGGUAUAUCGAAGUUUUCAACAUAAAUGUCUAUAAAAUAUUCAGACGAUGACGUCAGGUAAAUGUGUAACUAGUAAUAAUAAUAUUUAUACUUACGCGUCACAAAAUAUUCGUGUAAAUUGUAUGUGUUAGGUGUAUGAAAGAUUGUUAACGUCAUACAAACCUAGAGCAUUUACUUACAUACAAAUCAUUAAAGUUUAUUUUGGAAAAAUAAAUUGAAGAACAAACAAUGUCGUGGAGAGUGCAUGGCGCGAUGUAUUGCGUUGGGUAGUGGGGCGCUCGUCCCCGAGUUUAGCAAUCAAUUGUAAGAACUGCGAACAUUCCAACUACCGCCUGAUCUCAUCGUCCUUUCACA
This is a messenger RNA of Spodoptera exigua (beet armyworm), 1984 nucleotides long. The record is from the annotation of a GenBank genome assembly. Lineage: Eukaryota; Metazoa; Arthropoda; Insecta; Lepidoptera; Noctuidae.